CUCGGGUGCCGGUCAUCAUUGGAGUUUGUGUGCCCAUGGUCGUUCUGGCCAUUCUAGCCACCGCUCUUCGCAUCUGGGCGCGAGUCCUGACCAAGGUCAAUUUGUGGUGGGAUGAUUGGUUAUGCAUCCCAUUUGCCAUCCUACCCUCCAUCUUCGACUUCGUUCAGAUCAAGAAUGGCUUCGGACGACCCAUGUCAACAGUCUUCGCCGACAAACUGGUGACCUACAGUCUGUUCCUGUAUAUUCUGAUGUUAUUCUACAACCUGGGCCUCGCGUUCUUCAAGCUAUCGUGUCUGGCCCUCUAUAUCCGGAUAUUUGGCGUUCAUCGAUGGAUCCGCCACAUGAGUUAUAUCAUCGGCGGGAUGGUCAUUGCCUGGGUCCUGGCCAAUGAAUUGGCCUUGGUGUUUCGAUGCCAUCCCAUCGAUCUAGCGUGGAAGGGCAACGCCGAGCAGCAGGCUACAUCCUGCAUCACGCAGACCAACAUCUUCAUCGCGCAGUCGGCGCCGACCAUCUUCUUCGAUCUGCUGAUUCUCAUCAUGCCCAUUCGCGUCGUCUGGAGUCUGCAGUUGCAAUCGACACAAAAGCUGGGCGCUAUCUUGGUGUUUUCCCUCGGCUUGCUGGUCACCGUCAUUAGUAUGGUCCGGCUCGCAGGGACCCUUCACUCAACAGACACCGACUUGACCUACGGAUACGUCGAACUCGGCAUGUGGUCCGCAGUCGAGCCCGUAACGGGCUUAAUCUGCUGUUCGGUCAUGACCUAUGGCUCAUUUAUCAAGAAACUCCGACAACUGGGCAAAGGCUACAUCCACGGUAAAUCCAACCUCUACAGACAAUCGCACUCCUCCAAUUCGUAUGCCACGCAUAAUAAACUCACCAGUCCUCGAUCCGCGGAGUAUGCUCGGUCGGACCUCGAAUUGACCGUUUGCUCCUUCAGCAAUGAGACCCCUGUCGUGAAGACCGAUCCGUUGGGGAAGAUGCCUGACAGGGCAAUAAAUAUCACGCAUGAGUUUCACGUUCGACGAGAUUAAAUGCUCAGUGGGAGAUGAUCGCAACCCUCAGUGCUGGGAUUAUUAUUUUUUUUGGAAAAUUAUGGAGUCGUUAUAUAAUUCACUUUUUACACACAUAUAGAUGCUGUAAUGACAGUUUUCUAC
Molecule: messenger RNA, 1151 nt
Organism: Aspergillus ibericus CBS 121593
Lineage: Eukaryota; Fungi; Ascomycota; Eurotiomycetes; Eurotiales; Aspergillaceae
Exons: 3
Coding region: 36-1028 (330 amino acids)
Source: RefSeq, a predicted model, not a curated record